Molecule: messenger RNA, 1830 nt
Organism: Ambispora leptoticha
Lineage: Eukaryota; Fungi; Glomeromycota; Glomeromycetes; Archaeosporales; Ambisporaceae
Source: the annotation of a GenBank genome assembly
AUGGCAGAACACGCAAAUUAUAGUUCCUCUUCACAGUUUCAGUCACCAGAAAACUCAAUCCCAGUAAGCGACAGCCCUUCACAAUCAGCUGUUGACGUUGGAAUAACACCUAGUAACAAUGCCCAGCGUUUAACUCCAAUACUGCAUAAUACCGCGAAUUUAACUCCACGCGGUUUAGUUUGCUCGUUUCUCAAACAACAUUCUUCCUACGAUGUUCUACCCGUUAGUUACCGGCUUAUAGUAUUAGAUACCACAUUAUUAGUAAAAAAGGCGUUAACCGCUUUAAUGCAAAAUGGAGUUGUCUCAGCCCCUUUAUGGGAUUCGACGAACCAAAAAUUUGCAGGAAUGCUGACAGUAUCCGAUUUCAUGAAUCUAAUUCAAUAUUAUUACAAGAAUUCAUCGUAUUCUGUCGCAUUAGAGGAGAUAGAACAAUUUCAAAUACAACAAUUAAGAGAGGUGGAAAGACGAAUCGGUAUUCCAGCUCCUCAAUUGUUAUCUAUACAUCCACUCAAAUCAUUAUAUGAAGCAUGUAAACUGCUAAUAGAAGCGCGUGCACACAGAUUACCGUUAGUGGAUGUGGAUUCUGAGACUGGUCAAGAAAUGAUCGUUUCUGUAGUCACUCAAUACAGAAUAUUGAAAUUUAUUGCAAUGAAUUGCAAAGAAACAAAACUAUUAAGAAAGCCAUUAGCAGAGAUCAAAAUUGGCGUAUAUAAUAAUCUUGCAACCGCAAGUUUAUCGACGCGAGUCAUUGAAGUAAUCAAUACAUUUGUCGAGAGACGAAUAUCAUCCGUGCCAAUAGUAGACGAAAAUCAGGUGGUAGUCAAUGUUUAUGAGACUGUAGAUGUGAUGACCUUAGUUCGUGCUGGCGCUUAUUACGGCAUUGAUUUACCUGUUGGUGAAGCAAUUCUCAAAAGAACGGAGGAUUUUCCAGGAGUUCACACUUGCACGCUUAAUGAUUCACUUUCCUCUAUUUUUGACUUGAUACGAAAGGCUCCUGUGCAUCGUCUUAUUGUCGUUGAUUCAGAAAAAUUCAUUGAAAUCCACGCAAAAGGAGAAGGUGCGGCAGUUUAUGACGUUUACCAGCGCCAGGUAGUACUUUUAUUAAGAUGCGAAAAAAUCGCUCUUCGAAAACUUAAAGACUUUAAUUGGAACGUAGAAGUAGCAGUUGACGCUUUCUUUAAUGAUCAACCGGCUACCACUUCAUGGAAUAGGUUUGCUUCGCCGGUACCCUCAGGAGUUGAUACCAAUAAGCUUAAUCAAAUUUUUAACCGAUAUAAAGAUAAAGACGAAGACGCCAUCCUUGUCGAUGGAAUGCUUCACUAUUGCAAUGAUUUGCGUGUUGCGCCAGAAGAUGUCGUGAUGUUGGUUAUAGCUUGGAAUUUAGAAUCAGAAAAAAUGUGUGAAUUUAAACGCCAGGAGUUUAUCAAUGGAUGGACAAAAUUAAAGUGUGACACAAUCGAAAAGAUGCGAGCUGCUAUACCAAGACUUCGACAAUCUUUAAAAGAAGAGACAACAUUCAAAGAGGUUUAUCUAUUCACAUUUAAGUAUGGGCUUAGUGAAAAUCAAAAAUCCCUGAACCUUGAUAUUGCAAUUGCAUAUUGGCAACUUUUGCUGCGAGACCGUUGGCCACAUCUUGAUAUAUGGAUAGAGUUUAUUAAGGAAAAGCAUGGAAAAUCCAUUUCGAAAGACACGUGGAACUUGCUGCUGGAUUUCAUUAGACAGGUCAAUCUAGAUCUGUCGAAUUAUGACGCUGAAGGCGCUUGGCCAGUCUUAAUUGACGAGUUUGUAGAAUAUGCUAGAGAUAAACUACAAAAUUUGUCCAAUCAUUAA